UGCAGGGACAGCCUGCCCGGAGGUUGGCGCUGAAGGAAAGCUCUUCCCCAGACGCUGUCCUGCCUGUCAGCAGGGGGUUCUGUGGAGUGUGCGCCGCCGGAGGAGUGGACGGCACGUCAGGACCCGAGUUGCAGGCUCCUGCACUUAAUGAAGUGAAAUGGAAGAAAAGCCCAAUUUUCCCAAAAGGAACAAGGAGCUGGUCAUUGGCAAAGAAGAAACUAAUUGGAGGAAUACUGUGCACCAAGAAAAUCAUUUUGCACCUGGAAGCCACUCAAAGCAUUUUAGCAAAAAGACAGAAAGCCAAAAGCAAAGGGAGAGCAAUGGUCCUAGUACAAAGAAAUAUGCUCGAGUCUUCACAAAUAAUUCAAAUGCACUCACGGGAGCUGGUUACAGCCCGGGGACUAGGUCCAAAGAUAGGCGCAAGGAAAAAAGUAAGAAGUGGGUAUGUGAUGUGGAACAGGGUUCGGUAGUUCAGAAGGAGAGGAAAGAGAAGGUGAAUGCUUCUGAGUUGAAAAAUAAGCCUCUGCCUAAAGGCACAGAGCACGGUAAAACAGAAUGGACCAGGUCUCAAAGUAAUGGCAGUAAAGUCCGGCACACUCGAAGACAGCUACAGAAGGAAUAUAUAAAUAAUGAACUAUUUGGAAAACAAACAGAAGGCCAAAAGAAAUUAAAGAGAAUGAAAAGAAAUGAACAAAUGCAAAACUCUAAAACGUCAGUUAUCGAUGAAUCCAAAUUAACAAAAGAAGCUCAACUAAAUCUGGCCGAAGAAAGGCUCAAAGAAGAUUUGAUCUUCAGGUUCGAAAAGCGGGUCCGAAGUUGUCCAACUGCAAAGUACGAAUGCAAACUUUGUAGUGUGUUGAUCGAAUCUGUGUCAUCUGGCUAUAAACACAUUAAGGAGAAAAGACACAAGAAGUGCCUGAAGGAUUUUGAAGAAAAAAAUACGCUCGCUUCUAUUCCACGUCCAAGUCCCUCACAAAUCAAAGCAAUUGAAGCUGCCAUUGAUGAGGUUGUUCAGGCGAAUGGUCUAACUGAAGAUGAUGUGAAAAAGAGACAUGAAAUUACAAGAAAAAUGGAAAGUGUUCUGCAGCAUUUAUUGCCAGACUGCUCACUGAGACUCUAUGGCUCUUCUUGCACAGGAUUUGGCUUUAGAGAUUCUGACCUUAACAUUGAUAUUCAAUUUCCAGCUCAUAUGAAUCAACCAGAUGUGCUGGUGCAAGUUCAGGAAAGCCUCAGGAAUAGCAUUUCUUUCAUUGAUGUUGAGGCGGAGUUCCAUGCCAGAGUGCCUGUCAUACUAUGCAGAGACAAGCAAAGUGGCCUUUUAUGUAAAGUAAGUGCAGGCAAUGAAAAUGCAUGGCUCACAACUUGUCACUUAGCUGCCUUGGCAAAGUUUGAACCUUCUCUUACUCCACUGGUUAUUGCCUUUAGGUCUUGGGCAAAGCUUUGUCAUCUUGAUUGCCCAGAAGAAGGAGGGAUGCCACCCUAUGCUUUUGCUUUAAUGGUAAUAUUCUUUCUUCAACAAAGGACAGAAUGUGUGCUACCUGUGUAUCUUGGAUUAUGGAUUGAAGGAUUUAUGAUGGAUAACUUGACCGACUUCUAUCUUAAAAGAGUAGAAAACAAUGAGGUUAUCUGGGCAUUUAAAUCAAGUGAGGGUGAUGUUUCAUAUGAAGGGAAGGUUCCACUUGUCUUUGAUCAACAAAGUUCUCUACCUGUAGGACAGCUGUGGCUUGAACUACUUCGAUUUUAUGCAAUUGAAUUUACAUUGACUUAUUUCGUUAUUAAUAUACGCAUCGGAGAACCACUUUCUCGAGAAGCUAAAGACUGGCCCAACAGGAGAAUUGCCGUGGAAGAUCCAUACGCUGUAAAGAGGAAUGUUGCACGUACCUUAAGUAGUCAAAUGGUAUUUGACUAUUUCAUUCAUUGUUUGCGAGCAACAUACAAGUACUUUGCAAUACCUCGAUACAAGUCAGCAAGAUUCAACAAAAGAAACAAUGAAAAAAUUGUUUCUAAAGCAGAGUCUGCUUUUAUGGCACACCAGCAGGAUUUGCUUGACUGUUGUACUUCAGCGGUGAAGCUACCAGAAAUGACAACUGCCAGUUCAGCAGAACUUCCUAAUGGAGAAUGGCAACAGAUCCACGAUGGUGCUCCAUGUAAUGAUAGUGAAAAACUACCUUUGAAAAAUUCCUACAGAAAUUCCGAAACAUUACAAGAGUGUGAGGGUGAAAGCAUCACAGAGGAGGAGAUGAUACCUGAAAUGCAAAAGUUCAGAAUCACUGGAGAUAACUUAUCGGAAGGUGAUGAAAAUCAAUCAGAAAGUGAAGGUAAAGAUGGUAAUGAACUCUUGGAAAGUGCAAAUCAUAAAGAACUGUUUAAUAUAUCUGGACAACAGAAAGACAAUUCAACACUUGCUGGCAGGAUAUUAAAUGAAGAUAGAUUUGCACAGUCAUUAGAAGCAGAUAAUGAGAUCUCCAGUGAUGAUGAAAUUGAGUCUUGUGUGAAACACAGAAUUUGUUACAGAGAUCAUUUUAAUUCAGAAAGUCUUUCAGAUUCUGAGAGUUUUCUGAAUUCUCAGAAUAUAGAAGGUGCUGAUGUUGACAUUGAAGAUUCUAAUCAACUGGAAAUGAAAGUUGAUGAAGUCACAUUAAAUGAAGUUAGAGAAAGCUCUGACAGUACCGAGGAACUGCACAGUUUCUCUAAAAAGGCAAUGCAGCAUGAGAAAAGGACUUCAAACAGGAAUGAAGAGGAUGAAGAGGAAGAUGACAUCGAUAUUGAUGAGUUGGAUCUGAAUAUCACACCUCGAGCUCAUCUUGACAGUCUUACAGCUGAAGAGGAAUUUGUGACUUUAUCAACAGAGUCUAGUGAGGAAGAUAAUCAGUCUGAAGAAGAUGAAAUAAUUGAAUUGCGAAACUGGGAAGAACAUGUACUUAGAAGUCAUAGUGAUGUGACUUCUCAAGCAAACAAACAUGCUCCAAGCAAGAUUGAAAAGCAGGAAGCUCAAAAUGAAAAACACAAGGAAGUUACUGUUGGAAAGACUGACCCUACCUUGCAUGGAUGUGAAUCACAGAUUGAGGACAACAUGCUUUAUGUAUUCAGUAAAUUGUCCUUUACAAAGGGAAAGGCAUCUAUAAUUGUGUGCAGCUUAUGCAAGCGAGAAGGUCACUUAAAGCAUGAUUGUCCAGAAGACUUCAAAAAAGUUGAUCUUGAUCCGUUGCCGCAAAUGACACCAAAAUUUCUGGAAGAACUUAACAGAGUUUGUAUCCAGUGUUUCUCUGACUUUUCUCCAGAUCGUCUGGAAAUUCAAGCACGUGAGCACAUUCUUGUGGAUCUACAGUCGUUUAUCAAGAGGGAACUUAAUGCUAAGGCAAAACUCUGCUUGUUUGGGUCUUCCAAGAAUGGGUUUGGUUUUAGGCAAAGUGAUCUUGACAUUUGUAUGACGUUUGAAGACCGGGAAACAGCAGAGGGAUUAAAUUGUAUCAAGAUCAUUGAGAAUUUGGCAAGAGUGCUCAGAAAGAAUCCAGAUUUAAAGAACAUUUUGCCCAUUACAACUGCCAAAGUUCCAAUUGUUAAGUUUCUCCAUGUAAGAAGUGGCCUUGAAGGAGACAUCAGUUUGUAUAACAUUCUGGCCUUACACAACACUGGACUGUUAGAUUGUUAUGCAGCAAUUGAUAAAAGGGUGAAAUAUAUAGGCUACACUAUGAAGGUUUUCGCCAAGGUCUGCGAUAUUGGUGAUGCAUCGAGAGGCAGCUUGUCAUCAUAUGCAUAUACUUUAAUGGCACUUUACUACCUACAGCAACGGAAGCCACCAGUAAUUCCUGUCCUCCAAGAGAUAUAUCCCGGGAUAAAAAAGCCAGAGCACUUUGUUGAUGGUUGGAAUGUUUAUUAUUUUGAUAAAUUGGAUGAACUGAAAAAUGUGUGGCCAGACUAUGGAAAGAAUAAGGAGUCCCUUGGAGAGCUAUGGCUGGGACUUCUCAGGUUCUACACAGAGGAGUUUGACUUUAAAGAACAUGUCAUUAGUAUCAGACGGAAGUCUCUACUCACAACCUUUAAAAAGCAAUGGACAUCUAAGUAUAUUGUUAUAGAAGAUCCGUUUGACCUCAACCAUAAUCUUGGAGCUGGAUUAUCCCGAAAGAUGACAAAUUUUAUCAUGAAAGCUUUCGUUAAUGGGAGGAAAGUUUUUGGAACACCAGUUAAAUCCAUCCCAGUGCAGUAUCCUAUGAUUAUGGAGUAUUUCUUUGAUCCAGAAAUUCUGACUGAGGGGAAAGGAGCUCCAAAUGACAGAUGCUGUAGAAUUUGUGGAAAAAUUGGACAUUUUAUGAAAGAUUGUCCAAUGCGGAGAGGCAGUAAAGCAAGGCAACAGCAAAAUGUCGAUCACAAUACCCAUUAUAUAAAUGCUGGCAAAUCGGAAAAACUCUUGGAAAAGGCAAGAAGAAUGAUUGAGAAAGAUUCUCCAAAAAAGGAAGUGCCAAAGCUGUAUCGGCAAAGUUUAAAAGAUUCUCCAGGAAAAAUAGAGACAUCAGAGAUUCGUACACUUAGGAAGUCAAAGGAAGAAAGAGCAGCAAAUGAGAUACUCAGGGACAGAGCUCCCAGGCAGUAUCCCGAACAAAGGAGAAAACAGGAGGAGAGAAUUUGUUUUAUCUGUGGUAAAGAAGGUCACAUCAAAAAAGAAUGUCCUUGGCACAAAGGAGAAAAAAGUACAGAAUUUGCUGUAAAUGCAUCCCCCUCAAUAUCUAACCUUGGAAAUGAGAACACCAAAGGAAAUGUGAAGAAAAAACAGAAAGGAAAUUCCCAAUCAGACUUUCAACUGGAUAACUAACUUAUAUUCUUGACUACUUUUCAAAAUUUAAAUUAUUUUGUUUUUCUCUUGUGCAUGUCUGUAAAGUUCAACACUCGAAAUUUAGUCCAGAUCAUUAUUUUUGUGGUUUUAAUUUGCUACACAAUGUAAAUAAUUUCACCAUAUACAACUAUGGUAAUAAUGAUAAAAUUAAUGUUAAAAAAUCUUCAUUAAAGUCAUGGAAUUCUGUAUUUGAACAUAGCUAUUCUAUAUUGACAGUUAGCUUUGGUUUUGUAACGAUACAUACUAAGGAUACAUAAUACAUAAGGAUGAUGACUUAAAUCUUAGUAAAACGUUGUAAAUGGAAAUCAAAAGUCUGCAGAUGCUGGAAACCUGAAAUAAAAACCAACUGUUGGUAAUGCAAGCCAAACAGCAUUUGUUCUGUUGCUCAGAAGUUGCCUAAUUUGCAUAGUAUUUGCAUUUCUUUUCAAUCCUCUUUCAUAUUCUGUUUGUGAGACAUCCUUGUGCACAAAGUGGCUGCUACACACAACAUGGAACAGGACAGGAGCAGGCUUUUCAGCCCACUGAAUGCACCGAACAUGAUAUCCAUUUAAACUAGUAUCAUCUGCCUUCAUGUACUGUAUAUCCUUCCAUUCCAUGCCUGGUUAAAUGCCUCCAAUGUUGCUGCUCCUGUUUCAUUACAAUAGACAAUAGGUGCAGAAGUAGACCAUUUGGCCCUUCGAGCCUGCACUGCCCUUGCUUAUUAGUGAGUUCUGGGCACCUAAUUGAUAAUUGGUUUAAUAUUGUCACAUGUACUGAGAAACAGUGGAAAACUGUUUAUGUGCCAUCCAGACAAAUAGUUCCAAGCAUAAGUAUAUCAAGGUAGUCAAAGGGGAAAACCAGUAACAAUACAGAAUAUUGUGGUACAAUUAAAGAAAAGAGCAGUGAGACACAAACUGUAAGAGCUAUGAUGAAGUAGGUUGAGAGAUCAAAAGUUCAUCUUUAUCGUACAAGAAAUCCAUUCAACAGUCUUGCAACUGGCAGAAGAAGGUCGUAUCAGUCAGGUCUUUGGCACGGAGCCUGGCUCUGUAGCUCAGAAGUAACGGGGUAGAAGAGGUGAACUGUGGUGAUAGGGGAACAGAAAGGAGGUUCUGUGGACGAGAAUAAGAUUCCUGGAUGGUGUGUUGUCUCUCAGAUGCCAAAGUCUGGGACGUCUCAGAUCUUGGAUGAGAGGGUGAUCAGCCAGAGUUACCAAAGACAUGGGUAGGAAGAGGGACAAGGCUCUGCAAAUUGAGUUCAGAGAGUUGGGCGCUAAGUUAAAAGGACAGGAUCCCCAGGGUUGUGAUGUCAGGGUUGCUACCCGUAUCAGGUGCUAGUGAGGCCAGAACUAGUAAGAUCCUAUGGUUUAACAUGUGGAUAAGGAGUGGUGUGGGAGGUGAUCAAUUUUUUGGAUCAUUUGGCCGCCUUCUAGGGAAGGUGGGAACAGUACAAAAAAGAUGGUUUGCACCUGAGCUGGAGGGGUUUAAUAUCCCAGCGGGAAGGUUUGCUAAUGCUGCAUGGGGUGGGGGGAGGGCUUAAGCGGGAUGAGAACUAGAGUACUAGGACAGAUAGUGGAGAGGUUGUGGAGACAGGUUGUUAAGAUCAGGAAUCAAAAGGUUGAGCAUGGUGUCACUAAUGUAGGUUGCAUAAAUUUCAAUGCAAAAGGAAAAUGAGCUCAGGGCAUGGAUCAACACAUGGAAGAGGGUUCAGAGAAGAUUCACAAAAAUUACUUCAGGAAUGAAAGAGUUACUAUAUGAGGAAUGUCUGGCAGCUCUUGGGCUGUAUUUCCUGGAGUUCAGGAGAAUGAGGGGGGAUCUCAUAGAAACAUUCUGAAUGUCAAAAGGCCUGAACAGAUUAGAUAUGGCAAAGUUAUUUCCCAUGGUAGGGAAUUCUAGGACAAGAGGGCAUGACUUCAGGAUUGAAGGAUGUCUUUUUAGAACUGAGAUGAGGAGAAAUUACUUCAGUCUUUGGUAAAAUCAAAGUAGAUUGGUAAAUCUGGAAUUUGUUGCCAUAGGUGGCUGUGGAGCCCAAGUCAUUGGGUGUACUUAAGGCAGAGAUAGAUAGGCUCUUGAUUAGCCAGGGCGUCAAAGGGUAUGGGGUGAAAGCAGGGGAGUGGGGAUGACUGGAAAUAUUCAAUCAGCCCAUGAUUGAACGGUGGAGCAGACUCAAUGGGCCAAACGGCCCACUUCUGCUCCUAUAUCUUAUGGUCUUAUGGAAUUAUGAUAUUGUAGCCUUUAGUGAGACUUGGUUGCAGGAGGGCAGGGCUGGUACCUCACUAUUGCACGGUUUCAUUUUUUUGACGUGAUAGAGCCGAAAGGAUUGAAGGAGGAGAGGUGGCAUUACCAGUCUGGGAAAAUGUCAUGGCAGUGCUCAGUCAGGACAGACUGGAGAACUCAUAUAGUGAGGCUUUGUGGGUGGAACUGAGGAAUAAGAAAGGUAUGAUCACAUUAAUAGAAAACCCAACAGUCGGCAGGAUUUAAAGGAACAAAUUUGUAGAGAGAUCACAGCCUGUUGCAAGAAACAGAAUUUUGUGAUAGAUUAUUUUAACUUUCUACAUAUUGAUGGGACUCUCAUACUGUAAAAGAACUAGGUGGAAUAGAACUUGUGCAGUACUUGAUCUCCUAUCAAGGGAGUGAGAUGGCCGGUGACAGAAGUUUGCGGAGGGAAACACUUUGCAUUUGGUGAUCAUAGUGACAUUAGUUUCAAAUUAAUUGUGGAAAAGGAUACAUCUAGUCCUCUGGAUGAGAUUCUGAAUUGGAGAGGGGCCAAUUUUGAUGGCAUUAGAAAAGGAUCUGGGAAGUGUGGAUUGGGACAGGUUGUUUUUUGUCAAAGUGUACUUGGUAAGUGGGAGGCCUUAAGUGAAAUUUUGAGAGUGCAAAGCUUGUAUGUGUGUCAGAAUAAAAGGCGGGGUAACAGGCUUGGGGAACCUUAGUUUUCUAGGGAUAUUGAGGCUCUGGUUAAGGGAAAAAAAGUUAAGUGCAUAGCAGGUAUAGGCAGGUUGGAAGAAAAAAGAGGUACUUGAGUAUAAGAAAUGCAAGAAAACACGUGAAAGAAAUCAGAGCUAAAAGAAGGUAUGGGGUUGUUCUAGCUGACAAGGUGAAGGAAAAUCCUAAGGGAUUCCACAAAUAUGCUAUGAACAAAAGGAUUGCAAAGGACAAAUUUGGUCCACUGGAAAAGCAGAAUAUGAAUUUAUGCAUGGAGCCAGAAGAAAUGGGGAAGAUCUUAAAUGAAUGUCUUGCAUCUGUUUUUAUUCUGAGUCUGUAGAAGUGAGGUCAAGCAGUAGCGAGGUCACGGACUCUAUAGAGAUUACAGAGGAGAAGGUGUUUGAUGUCUUGAGGCAAAAAAGGUGGACAGAUCCCCAGGUCCAUACAUGAUGUCUCCCACAGGGUCUGAGGGGACAAGUACAGAAAUUGGAGGGGUUGUAGCAGAGAUAUUUAAAUAACCUUAAUGACCGGUGAGGUACUGGAGGAUAGCUAAUGUUGUUCCACUGUUUAAGAAAGGUUCUAAGAAUGAACAAGGAAAUUAUAGGCCGGUGAGCCUGACAUAGAGAGUAGGAAAGUAUUCUAAUGGACCAGAUAUGAGUAUUUGGAUAGAAAGGUACUGAUUAGGGAUAGUCAGCAUGGCUUUGUGUAUGGUAGAUCAUGUCUGACCAAUCUUAAAUGAGUUUUUCAAAGAAGUUACCAGGAAAGUUGAAGACAAGGCAGUGAAUGUUGGCUACAUGGACUUCAGCAAGGCAUUUGACAAGGUCAUGCAUGGGAGGUUGAUCAAGAAGGUUCGAUAGCUCAGUAUUCAAGAUGAGGUAGUAAGUUAAAUUAGACAUCAGCUUUGCAGGAGAAGCUAGCGACUGGAGGUCUGUGAGUGCCACAGGGAUCGGUGCUGGGUCAGUUGUAUGUCAUCUAGGUCAGCGAUCUGGAUUACAAUGUGGUUAACUGGAUUUGUAAAUUUACAGAUGACACCAAGAUUAGGGAUAUUGUGAAUAGCGAGGAGGACUAUCAAAACUGGAAAAAUGGCAGGUGGAAUUUAAGGCAGAUGAGUGUGAGGUGUUGCACUUUGGGAGGACUAACCAGAGUGGGUCUUACACAGUGGACAGCAGGGCAGUAGGUGUGCGAUAGAACAAAGAUCUUGGAAUUCGGGUCCAUAAUUUGUUGUAAGAGGCCUCACAGGUAGAUAAGGUCGUGCAGAAAGCUUUUGGCACAUUGACAUUCAUUGAUCAAAGUAUUGAGUGCACGAGUUGGGAUGUUAUGUUGAAGUUGUGUAAGACAUUGGUUAGGCCUAAUUUGGAGAAUGCGUGCAGUUUUGAUCAUUUAUCUACAGGAAAUGUGUAAAUGGUAUUGAAAGAGCAGAGAGAAAAUUUACAAAGACGUUGCUGGGACUGGAGGACCUGAGUUAUAGGAAAAGAUUGAAUAGGUUACAACUUUAUUCCCUAGAUUGUAGAAGAUUGAGGAAAAAAUUGAUAGAGGUAAACAAAAUUGAGGAGUAUAGAUAGGAUAAAUGCAAGUGGGCUUUUUCCACUGAGGUUGAGACUACGACUAGAGAUCAUGGGUUAGAGGUGAGACGGAGUUUUCUAAAAGGUACGUGGAAAGAAUCUACUUCUCUCAGAUGGUGGUGAGAGUGUGGAAUGAGUUGCCACGCAAGUGGUGGAUGUCAUCGUUUAAGAGAAGUUUGAAUAGGUACAUGGGAAUGGUAUGGAGGGCAAUGAUCUUGGUGCAGGCUGAUAGGACCAGGCAAUUUAAAUAGUUUAGCAUUGACUAGAUGGGCCAAAGGGCCUGUUUCUGUGCUGUAGUUUUCUAUGACUCUAACAGAAGCUUUAUUUUAGCUUGAUGGAAUAUAUUUUCAUACUUUAUAUCAUCUCCCUGAUGGAAGGUGGGGGUAAAGGGAGGAUGGUUAGACUGGGAGGGGUCUUUAAUUGUGUUGAUUGCUUUCCUGGGCAGCAGGAAGUGUGGACAUCUUCAUUGGAGGAGAGGCUGGUUUCCAUGGGUUGUGUUCACAACUCUUUCAAUUUCUAUGUUCUUGGCCAGAGCAAUUGCCAUAAGCUGUGGUGCAUUUGGAUAGAAUUAUCUCUAUGGUGCAUAUAAAAAUUGGUGAGUGUUAUUCGGGACAUGCAGAAUUUCCUUUGUCUUUUGGGGAGUAGAGGUGGUGUACUUGGUCAUAAAGGCUAUGGUUGGAACAGUGCAAGCUGUUGUGUUGACACUUAAGAAUCUCUCAAACAUCUCCACCUCAGCACUUCUCAUAUACACAGGGAUAUAUAUGUACCUAUUCCCCUGUGUUCACAUUUAAAAAAAAGACUUACCUCAUAAAUUUCCCAUGAACAUUCUUUAUUCAUAAAACUGUGAUCUAUAAUAUUUGACAUUUUCACCCUGGGGGGUAGAAAAAACUCUCUACCUUUUCUGUGUUUCGCAUAACCUCUAUUAAGUCACCCCUCAGCUUCUGACACUCUAAAAACAAAGUUUGUCCAAUCUGCUACAGCUAAUGCUCUCUAACCCAGCCAACAGGAUGCAGACAGAGCAUUUGUACUGAGGAGUUAUGUAAAAAUACUCAUUCCUAGGUGGUGUGUUUUGAGAAAGUGUACCUCUAGCUCUGCUUUGCCACAUAGAAUGGACCAGAAGCAGUGUUUUAAAUAAUGACUUUCUUGUACUUAGCUGAAAUGUCCACUUUUUAAGAUAUUGUAAGUUGGUAUUUGUAACCUCUAUCCCUCCCUUGUCUUUUGAUGAGAUGUGUUCUGAUCAGCAAAUUCCACAUUCUUUACUCAAAAUAACUGGAUUUUGUUUUGGGUAACAGCUUGAUGCAAUAAUUAUUUGUUUAAAUUUAUCAUAUUUUUAUAAGUAAAUUUAUUUACAGGUCUCUCUAGCGAAGUGUCUACAAAUUCAACUCAGGGAAGAUCUCCACAGAAAAAGAUGCAAUCAGAAAGAAUAUUAAAGGAUGCUGAAAAUUGAUUUAAAUUGUAUUUUAGUUUGAUAAUAAACUGUCAACUUUGUGCAAAUCCUCCUAAAUUCUCCCAUAGUUAAGAAAACCUAAUGAAGGUUUUAUGCUUGUUCUUGAAAGAAUAAAGUGAUUUUAUGUUUAAUGAAAUGUGUCACAUGUCCCUAAUCUUAUUAAGUUUAAAUGUUUUUAAUUAGACCAUAUUCUGUUCAAAAUAUUUUGUUGUGAAACAUAGUGUAAUUAUUGAGCAUUAUUUUAAUUGUUUGACCUAAUGCCUUCUCUGUAAAUCAUCAACUUUACUAAUCUUUGUUCAAGUAAAACAGAUAAUUUGGCACUUUAACUUUUAAAUUAUUUCAGAACAAUUGAUGUAAUAACAUAGUCCAGAAAAUAUGCAUUUUGUUCCAUGAAAACAUCAAAUUUUCAGGAUUUUAUUGUCUUUGUUUUGUAGUGCCAUAUUUAUAAAUCCUUGUAAUGGAGAAGGAGGGGCAGUUUAUACAGAAAGUCCUUUUGGUACAAUUAUAAAAACACAAAUAUCACAACAGUUAGUCAAUAGUCCUUUAAUUUGCAUUGAAUUACAAUGAAUAAAUGCAUCAUUGUUUAUUAAGAAAUUAAACUUAAAUUCUGCUGCUUUGGCAAGACCAAAUUAAUGGAUUUCUGUUUAUUAGCUUGACCCACAAAUUAGAGCCAAAAAAUAUCUAAUUUGAAUUAUUUUAUCAAUGAUAUUUUUGUGCUGUUGGCUUUUUUUUGGAGAGGUGUAGUAUUAUCCGAGAACAUUAUACAGUGACACAUUUUGUGUAAUCCACUGAUGUGGCAUAACAAAAGAAAGGAAUCAUGAAUCUGCUUGAAACUGUUGGAUUGUGAUAUUUGUGAUUUGUUGCUUUGGUAUAGAUAUGUUUUUGAGGAUUUGCUGCUUUAGUUACUCAGAUGUUGAAAGAAUGCUUGUAUAAAGGAAAUGUGGACAGGUACCUUGUGUUUGUAUAUAUGUGGUAAAUGUACAUUCAAUCAACUGCUGUGUGUAAAGUCUUGUGAAGAAAAAUAAAAUUCUUAGAAAAAUGUAAACAA
Hypanus sabinus (Atlantic stingray) is the source of this 11788-nucleotide messenger RNA. Its product is annotated as terminal uridylyltransferase 7-like. NCBI's taxonomy places the organism in Eukaryota, Metazoa, Chordata, Chondrichthyes, Myliobatiformes, Dasyatidae. The record is from RefSeq and is a predicted model, not a curated record. Gene Ontology annotation, molecular function: nucleic acid binding; zinc ion binding; RNA uridylyltransferase activity. Bases 158 to 4810 code for a protein of 1550 amino acids. The transcript is spliced from 29 exons.